CUUGACGCCGGUGCCGAGUGGCCCACACUGAGUCCAAUCUCAAACAGAGAGGAGAGUAUCACCCCGGCGGGCAGUCGCGGAAGCCUCCUGGCUCGGAUAUUAUUUCAUUUUCUGGAUUUAAAAAAAAAGCCCAGCUACAUUCCAGGAUGCCUUCAAGUCAAAACGUCCAAGGAGGCAAAGCCUUCGGCCUGUUAAAGGAGCAGCAGAGGCAGAGGCUGGAAGAAAUAAACAAGGAAUACCUGGAAGACCAGAAAUACAGGGAUGAAGACGACCUCCCUGACAAAUUGGAAAGUUUAAAAAAUAAAUAUGCGGAGUUCGACCUGAACGACCAAGGCGAGAUCGAUCUGAUGGGUCUCAAGCGGAUGAUGGAGAAGCUGGGCGUGCCCAAGACCCACUUGGAGCUGAAGAAAAUGAUUGUGGAGGUGACGGGCGGCAGCAGCAACACCAUCAACUACAGGGACUUUGUCAAGAUGAUGCUGGGCAAGCGUUCGGCUGUGCUCAAACUAGUCUUGGUCUUUGAAGACAAAGCCAACGGCUCUCCCUGCAAACCAGAAGGCCCCCCUCCAAAGCGCGACAUCGCUAGCCUGCCUUAAGCGUAGAUGUCAGCCUCCGGACUGCCAAUGGAGCAGAGGGACCAUCAGUGGUAGCGCUGAACUGACCCCUUUUCGUGGAGUGUCGUAUUAGUGUGGGACCAGUGAUCGAGGAUGUUAUAUUGUGAAUAUAUGGUGUGUGGAAGGUGUUCGUAUUUUGGAAAACUGAGCCCACAUCCCACUAAAUAAUCUUUGACUGUGAAUAUUAUUCUUUUACCUUUAAUUUUAAUGUAGCUUUGAUAGUGGACAUGUAAUUGGCUUUAUAAAUUAAAUUUUGUACUAAAGGUUUCACUGUUAUAUUUUAAGGGAAGACCCAAUUUUUCAUUUUUAACAGUGAGAGCAGGAUGCUUUUAGGAGACGUUCACAAAAGGACCGUCUUUUCAUCACACUCAUGUCCUGCUUGGAUUCCUACUGAGCUAAUCUUGGUUAGGGUGUUGCUUUUGAUAAAAUGCCAGAGAUUACAGGCCCUGUCCUGCCCGUGAAAUCAUUUGGGUGAAGAAUAACAUGUUGUUGUCCGUGACCAAGGCUUUCAGUUUCAGUGUGUGGCUUGAGGACCAGCAAAUUGGGCUCAGUUUGUCUGUCAGGUUGAACACGUGGUCAUUUUGGAAGGAGUGUGAUUUACAGGCACAGCAGCAGAACAAAUGUACAUAAGAUGCUCCACACAGUACAAUCAUAUUCUUUCCAAGUGCCUCGACAUGCAGACACUGUAGAGCUUAAACACAGAGUGCACACAUGUUCAGAUCAAGCAGUCUUCUCAGCUUACUAAUUCCAGAAACCCGGGAUAUACUGUAUGUUCUUUGACUUUUGGUAAAGCGUUUGAAUGAUGUUUGUUGAUUUAUAUUGAUAUGGUGUUUAUUGUUUUCACAAUGCUGAGUAUGUGACUUCACACGUGGUGGAUUUUGAACUUCAGUUCAUGUUUGUUGUUUUACUUUUAUUUUUUAAUGCUUCACUUUAUGGAUUUAUACCCGUUUCCGGAUAUUUGUGCCUCAAGGUUUGUCUCUCUAGUUUUAAAAUUUCCUGUAACUCAUGCCAUUUACUGUGACUUUGGUAGUUUUAACACAUGUAAUAUGUUUUUAACUUUUUUUUUUCUGAUUAGGUGUAUUCCAUCUUUUAGUGUUGAGAUACACAUUGUUUGCAGACACCAAAGGAAUUAAAAUUGUCUUUACACUAACCUGUUAUUUUUGGUUUAUUGCAGUAACAAAGUAACAGGUGAAAGAUGGAAGAUUUGACCAACUGUUGAUGUAGAGUGGUUUUAGUGUGACAUAACUGUAACAUAAAUAUUUUCACUUCAGUAGUGAGAGCCAGUGUGUGUUCAGAACACGUUUCCACUUUUAUGUUUAUGUUGAGACAUGACGUGCUGCAUAGAGAGAUUAAAGUGUCAUUAACAAGCAGGUUCCGUACAUAUAUACAUCACUGUGCAGGACCCAAACAUCUCACUUCCUGGAAAAAGGUCAUCUGUAUCACAACGAUGCUGUGAAACAGAUUAAACAUAUUUUGCUUGUAGGUAAAAUGCAAUGCUUGCAUUAUUAAUGUUGUAGCUGACAUACUCUUAAUCUACAUUAUGCAUGGUUUUCUAGUUCUUUUAGCUAUGAGGGGAUAGUUUGUGGGGAUCGUUGGUUGUAACAAUUUUGCAUUUCAUAUUUUUCUAAUUGGGGUAAAUGUUCAUGUAUAAUAUAUGUGCAGCUGUAUGCAUACAUGCUGAUGAGCAAUAAAAUGUGUCACUGACAAAGUAAA
Betta splendens (Siamese fighting fish) is the source of this 2324-nucleotide messenger RNA. RefSeq names its product allograft inflammatory factor 1-like (gene aif1l). The record is from RefSeq and is a predicted model, not a curated record. Gene Ontology annotation, biological process: ruffle assembly; actin filament bundle assembly. Gene Ontology annotation, cellular component: ruffle membrane; actin filament. NCBI's taxonomy places the organism in Eukaryota, Metazoa, Chordata, Actinopteri, Anabantiformes, Osphronemidae. Bases 147 to 593 code for a protein of 148 amino acids. Gene Ontology annotation, molecular function: calcium ion binding; actin filament binding. The transcript is spliced from 6 exons.